Aphanomyces astaci is the source of this 1095-nucleotide messenger RNA. RefSeq lists its product as hypothetical. NCBI's taxonomy places the organism in Eukaryota, Oomycota, Saprolegniomycetes, Saprolegniales, Verrucalvaceae. The transcript has a single exon. Bases 93 to 890 code for a protein of 265 amino acids. The record is from RefSeq and is a predicted model, not a curated record.
CUCGUAUUGGAGCGCCUUGCGAAGCAGGCGGGCUGACGACAAGACAAGAAGCGCUGCGACGACGACCGAAGAGGGCCUACGUGGAUGGUAGCAUGCAAUUAACCGACAUCAAUCAGCAACAGAUCUCCCACUCGACAAGGAGUGAUGGGGGAAGGAAUCACGUGACCCUUCUUCCUCCACAUUCCCAACCCUCGUCCACCACCGCCCCUGUCUUGUCGUCUCCCUCCCUCUUGUGGCCGGCGCCGGCCGCAAGCCUCACGACCCUUGAGAAUGACCUCCACGAUGCAAACACUCAUGCGUUGCUGUGUCGACCCCAUAACACAUUAGUCACCAACCUUACGACUACACACCCGACCACUACUGCGGCGGCAGGUGUCGGCGGGCUUCCUGCAGCAGCAGGUCUCCUGCGGAAAGCUACCGACGCUUCCUCCAAGCCAAUCGACAACCCGUUUGAAUCUUGGUAUCGGGCCAACAAACCUCGGCGGCUUGCCCCCCGACGAGCCGCGUCCUCGAUCUCGUGUUCCACGACGCAGUUGGGUGACGUUCCGCCGCCACCGGCUUCUUCGAUGCUGUCCUUCUCAUCGUCCUCCUUUCCGUCUAUGAGCGUUGGUGGCGGUGACUGCACCGACAACGAGGAUGACUACAAUGAGCCGCGUCCCAUGGAGGUGCUCGCUGGUCCGUCGAAUGCAAGGCGACACAAGGCCGUGGACGAUGCGCAGCGCCAUUUUCGAUGCAUGGACAUGGCGUGCAUGAUGGACGUGGACGACGACUUCGAGCCGCCGCCGCCCGUGCUCGUCCGCGCCCAAGCGCAACUGCUGCUCCACUGCGAACACGUGGACCUCACGUGUGAAAAGUGCGGCAGCGUGGAGCGAGUCGCCAUCUCCUAUUAAGUUAUUUCAUCGAUCGAUACGCACCAGUAACAACACAGAGAACACAAUACUACAGUACCUAUUUGUCGUACCUAUAGCAUAAAAAGGUAAAAAAUACCAUUCAGGUCUGUUGGAAGAAUAUAUUUAAAUAUUGCAGGGGUUGUUUAUAUUUUUUAGUUAAUUUUCGAUUGUUUUGAAGUAAGUAUAUAUGAAUAUAUUGACGUGG